AUGCAAGUCUCCCUCUUCUACUCUAAAGCCUACAGCCCGCUCGAUGCCACGGAGGAGGUUUGGAGUUGGAACAUCAUGCGCCACGUGAGGCCUGCAGAUGCACCGGAAGGUCCUGCCUCAACGAGGCCGAUGCCGGGAAUGGAAGCUCUUCGUGCUCCAGUGAGCGCCAAGCUCUUCGCCUGCGCAAGGAUGACUUUGGUACGACUGCUUUGCUUGGCGCUGGCCGCUGGCUCCAUUGCUGUCGCUGUGGGCAUCUGUGACUUCGUGCUGAUCCGCCAAGACUACUUCAAGUUCACCAUGCUGCGGUAUAACUUUGCGCAAGACCUGAUCGGCCUCAUGAUAGCAGCAGAGAUCGUCGUCUUCAACGGCAUUCUCAAGAGGGCCUCGAUGGUUCUCACGCGGCUGGAGAAGCAUCGCAACCGCAUCGAAUUCGUGCGAGCCCAUUACCUCAAGGCCUUGUGCCUUCAAUUCAUUAAUUCGUGUGCAUCGCUCUUCUACAUCGCUUUCUACCCAGAUCGGUGGCGCUUGUCCUUGGCUGCCCACUUCUCUUGUACAUACUAUGCCGAUUCUUGGUGGAACCAGUGGGGCAGCACGUGCGCGAUGGCGCGCCUCAACAAGCAGCUCGCAGCCAUCCUCUUCGGUUUGUGCCUCAAGGCCGCCGUCGGCCAGCUGGCACUGCGCCUUCUCAGCCGCCGGGCCGUGAAGACGGCCAGCGAGAAGACGCAGAGAGAUCUUCCAGACACCUCAAGGAGGGGUGGUGCCCGACUUGUCGCUUACCUCGAUGAGGUCAUGGCUACGCCGAGGUGGGGCCAUCCUGAGGCAGAUUUCAACAUUGCGGGGUUCUGCUGCUUCGGCCGAAGCUGCGAGCAGGCGAUCGUAAUUGGCCUGCUGCUGCUGUUUGCCAUCGCAUCGCCCUGGAGCGGACUACUCGCCUUCGUGUUCUUGAACUUCUGCUUCUGGGCAGAUCGCCGCCUUCCUGACCGGGAGUCUAUGCCCUGGCGAGCCGGGAUGCCGCCCUGUCCGGAGCUGGACUUCUCAGCCGCCGGGGACUGGCUCCUCUUCAAUGCCAGCCGGGCCAUGUCAUGGCUUGCCGUGCCAGUCUUCGCAGCCCUCCUCGUGUGGCCGGCCCAGCUUGGGUCGGGUUGGCUUUGUGCGACGCUGCUGGGGCGUGAUGGUAGCUGGCAGGGCUCUGACUUGGGCCCCUUCGGCUUCUACGCGGUGGUUCUCUUCCUGGCACGAUGGCUUCCCGGCCUCAUGGUGAGAUAUGCUCCUCCUGCAAGCAGGCUACGAAUAGCCGAAGCUCGCCUGAGCCGGGCGGUGCUGAAAGCGAGGCACGACCUGCGAGGAGUUUCCACCGCUCGAAGUACCCGGCCGUGGCGCGGUCCACUGGGCAGUGACUUCCGUGUGAGGACACCGCACCAGUGGGAACAGCUGACUGCCAAAUUUAGCUGCUCGUAG
This is a messenger RNA of Symbiodinium natans, 1458 nucleotides long. NCBI's taxonomy places the organism in Eukaryota, Dinophyceae, Suessiales, Symbiodiniaceae. The record is from the annotation of a GenBank genome assembly.